This is a messenger RNA of Ostreococcus tauri, 2364 nucleotides long. RefSeq names its product Translation elongation factor EFTs/EF1B,dimerisation. The transcript has 5 exons. Gene Ontology annotation, biological process: mitochondrial translational elongation. The record is from RefSeq and is a predicted model, not a curated record. Lineage: Eukaryota; Viridiplantae; Chlorophyta; Mamiellophyceae; Mamiellales; Bathycoccaceae. Gene Ontology annotation, molecular function: translation elongation factor activity; protein binding. Bases 1 to 2364 code for a protein of 787 amino acids. Gene Ontology annotation, cellular component: mitochondrial matrix.
AUGGCUGCUUCUACGAGUGCGCUCGCUCAGCGCGCCACCAUCGCUCAAGUUCGCGUCGCCGCCAGAUCCCAAAAGCGCGUCGUCGUCGCGCGCCGAUGCGCUGUCGUCGCCGCGGUGUCUGAACCGGCGGCGGAAGCGGAUGGCAAGGCCGACAAGAAGCCGCGCCGCCGAUUCCCGCGCAAGAACGUUACCGUUGAAGACUCUGCCGUCGUCGUUGGCGCUGAGUUUUCGGGUAAGGUGAAGCGCAUCCAAGACUACGGCUGCUUCGUCGACUUCGGCGCCAAGCAAGACGGUUUGGUGCACAUCUCCGAGCUCAAGGAUGGUUUCGUCGAGUCUGUUGCCGAAGUUGUCUCCCAAGACCAAGAUGUUCAAGUUUGGGUGAAGGAGAUCAAGGAUGGCAAAAUUUCGCUCACCAUGAAGAAGCCCAAGUCCGAGGAAGAGCUCGCGGCCAUCAAGUCUGAGCAAGAGGCCAAGUUCCUCGCUCGCCAAGAGUACAAGAAGCAACAGGACGCGAAGGUUCAAGCUGUUAAGGGCUUGAAGAAGGGUGAAAAGGUUGAGGGUGAAGUCAAGUCGAUCCAACCGUUCGGCGCCUUUGUUGAAGUCGCCGAAGGCUGUGAAGGUUUGCUUCACGUCACUGAACUCUCGGAUGACUUCAACGUCAAGGUUGAAGACUUCGUGAAGGUGGGCGACAAGGUGACCGUCACCAUCGUCGGCAUCGAAGGUGCUAAGGUCAAGCUUUCCAUGAAGGAAAAACUCAACUUGAAUGAAAUGAAUGCUGAAGCCUCCGCCGCUGUCGAGGGUGCUGUCAGCGCCAUGGAGUACGCGCUCAAGAAGAAGGGUAUUUCCGCGAGCAUGUUCCCGUCCACGUCCGAGGCUAAGGCUACUCCGGCUCCGGCCACUCCCGCCGCGGCUCCCGCCGCGGCUCCGGCCGCCGCGGCUCCAGUCACCGCGGCCCCGGCCGAGGAAAAGAAACCAGCUGCGGCUGCUGCCGGUGGCAUCUCCGCCGCCCUCGUCAAGCAACUCCGCGACUCCACCGGCUGCGGCAUGAUGGACUGCAAGAAGGCGCUCGCUGAGAAUAACGGAGACAUCGAUGAAGCGACUGCCUGGUUGCGCAAGAAGGGUAUGGCGUCGGCCGACAAGAAGCAAAGCCGCAUCGCCGCGGAAGGUGCCGUUGUGUCGUACAUCCACGCUGGCUCCCGCAUUGGUGUUUUGUUAGAGUUGAACUGCGAGACCGAUUUCGUCGCUCGUGGUGACAAGUUCAAGACGCUCGCUCAAGAUCUCGCGAUGCAAGUCGCGGCCUGCCCGGAGGUGGAAUACGUCCUUCCGUCGGACGCCGACCAAGAAAUGGUCGAGCGCGAGCGCGCCAUUGAGAUGCAAAAGGAGGACCUCUUGUCCAAGCCGGAACAAAUUCGUGAGAAGAUCGUCACUGGCCGCAUCGAGAAGCUCGUGAACGAGAAGGCUCUCGUCACCAAGGACUUCAUCAAGGAUACCAGCAUUACUGUUGAAGAGCUCGUGAAGGCGGUGACUGCAGAGAUUGGCGAGAAGAUCUCCAUCCGUCGAUUCGAGCGUUUCAACCUCGGUGAAGGCAUCGAGAAGCGCGUGGAUGACUUCGCCGCGGAGGUGGCGGCUCAAACUCAAGCUAAGGCACCGGCUCCACCGAGUGAAGAGAAAAAGGAGAAGGAAGAGGAGAAGAAAGAGGUGUCCACUGUGAAGGUCGACGCGAAGCUCGUCAAGCAACUCCGCGACUCCACCGGCUGCGGCAUGAUGGACUGCAAGAAGGCGCUUGGUGAGAAUAACAACGACAUCGAUGAAGCGACUGCCUGGUUGCGCAAGAAGGGUAUGGCGUCGGCCGACAAGAAGCAAAGCCGCAUCGCCGCGGAAGGUGCCGUUGUGUCGUACAUCCACGCUGGCUCCCGCAUUGGUGUUUUGUUAGAGUUGAACUGCGAGACCGAUUUCGUCGCUCGUGGUGACAGGUUCAAGACGCUCGCUCAAGAUCUCGCGAUGCAAGUCGCGGCCUGCCCGGAGGUGGAAUACGUCCUUCCGUCGGACGCCGACCAAGAAAUGGUCGAGCGCGAGCGCGCCAUUGAGAUGCAAAAGGAGGACCUCUUGUCCAAGCCGGAACAAAUUCGUGAGAAGAUCGUCACUGGCCGCAUCGAGAAGCUCGUGAACGAGAAGGCUCUCGUCACCAAGGACUUCAUCAAGGAUACCAGCAUUACUGUUGAAGAUCUUGUGAAGGCGGCGACUGCAGAGAUUGGCGAGAAGAUCUCCAUCCGUCGAUUCCAGCGUUUCAACCUCGGUGAAGGCAUCGAGAAGCGCGUGGAUGACUUCGCCGCCGAAGUUGCUGCCGCGACUGGUGCGAAUUAA